UCCGAGUCGAACACUGCUCUCGAUUCUCGCGUAUAUAAUCUUCCCCCCAUCGCCUCCGCUUUCGACAUCUCUCUCUCGUCUCUUCUCUCUCCCCCUCUCUCUCUAUCUCUCUCUCUCUCAUUCUAGGGUUAGGGUUUGCUCGUCGGAGAAGAAGUUAGGGUUUGCUCGUCGGAGAAGAAGGCGCCAUGCUCGUCUACCAGGAUCUCCUCACAGGCGAUGAGCUGUUGUCGGACUCAUUUCCCUACGAAGAAAUAGAAAAUGGGAUGCUAUGGGAAGUAGAAGGAAAGUGGGUGGUUCAGGGGGCCGUUGACGUUGAUAUUGGCGCAAAUCCUUCAGCUGAAGGUGCCGAAGAAGAUGAAGGCGUAGACGACCAGGCCGCGAAGGUGGUGGAUAUCGUCGAUACCUUUAGGCUUCAGGAGCAACCGUCUUUCGACAAGAGGCAGUUCGUGACGUUCAUGAAGCGGUAUAUCAAGCUCUUAGCUCCUAAGUUGGACGAUGAGAAACAGGCGCUCUUCAAGAAGCACAUCGAGGGAGCUACCAAGUAUCUGCUGUCGAAGCUUAGCGAUCUGCAGUUUUUCGUCGGCGAGAGUAUGCAUGAUGAUGGUAGCUUGGUUUUCGCUUACUACAAAGAUGGCGCAACGGAUCCGACAUUUUUGUUCUUUGCAUAUGGGCUCAAGGAAGUCAAGUGCUAGGAGGAUUAUAUAAUGUCUGCGACUUGCAGAUUUUUUUUUAUUUUUUAUUUUUUAUUUUUUUUUGUAGCUUUGGUUAUAUGAUUUGUUACAGCCACUUCAAAGUGAGGCUGCUGCUUUUUUUCUUUAUUAUUAUUAUUAUUUUGGGUUAGUGCCUGGUUAUUAUUUUGGACUAUUUUUUAGGUGAUAUAUUUUGGGAUAUUAUUAAGGAAAUAACUAUUCUUUUUAGUUAGACUCUUUGGUUUCACAUGGAUGAGGUUGCUAUUCAAUUACUAAGCUUUUUGGUUUUUGGUGGA
Molecule: messenger RNA, 985 nt
Organism: Ananas comosus (pineapple)
Lineage: Eukaryota; Viridiplantae; Streptophyta; Magnoliopsida; Poales; Bromeliaceae
Product: translationally-controlled tumor protein homolog
Exons: 5
Coding region: 186-692 (168 amino acids)
Cellular component (GO): cytoplasm
Molecular function (GO): calcium ion binding
Source: RefSeq, a predicted model, not a curated record